AGCAGUCAAAUUUUAGCUGUUGAACUAACAACAGCUUAUUUUAGAAUUGAUAUAAGUUAUUAAUAUUUUAAAAAUGAAAGCCGCCCGAAACUUCAUCACACUCGCAUUUGUCGUCUGCUGUUGUCUCUCUUUUGGCUUCGUCAACGGCUUGAAAUGCUAUUCCUGCGUAAGCUCGUAUGAUUGCAGAUCACCGAAAAAAGUGGACUGUACCUACCCGUUGGCCGAUGCGACUUUGAAUCAUCUGAACUAUUAUUAUCUGAAUGUACCGAGCACCAACACCACGAGGGAUAUGAAUUGUCUGCGUGAUUCGCUGCAGACACCAAGUGGACCCGUUGAUCACUGGGGUUGCAUAUACAGCAGCGUUCAUGUAUGCACUUACAGCGUGCGCCCACAAUUCCAACAGAACUUCACGCGGUCUUGCCUUCAAUGCAACCGGGACGGCUGCAAUCCCGCCGCACGUGCUGGCGUCAGUUUACUCACAGUCGUGUCCGUAAUAAUUGUGACUGUGUUAGCGUCAGCGGUGUGGUGCAAGUGAAAUUGUUUAAAGCGAUUACCAAUUAAUCGAUUAGAGUGUUUACGUAUCUAUUUGUUGUGUAUGUGGUAUAUGUAAUGCCUUUUCGAUGUGCAAUGAUAACGAACAAUUUGAGGUUUGAAAGCCAGAUUAAAAAAAUUAAAACAAGUAUGUGGGGUCUCAGCCUUGCUUGAUGUUGUUUGUUAUACGUAUAAAA
Molecule: messenger RNA, 728 nt
Organism: Bactrocera latifrons
Lineage: Eukaryota; Metazoa; Arthropoda; Insecta; Diptera; Tephritidae
Exons: 3
Coding region: 74-535 (153 amino acids)
Source: RefSeq, a predicted model, not a curated record